Pogonomyrmex barbatus (red harvester ant) is the source of this 2559-nucleotide messenger RNA. RefSeq names its product ESF1 homolog. The record is from RefSeq and is a predicted model, not a curated record. Gene Ontology annotation, biological process: rRNA processing. Gene Ontology annotation, cellular component: nucleus. Gene Ontology annotation, molecular function: RNA binding. Lineage: Eukaryota; Metazoa; Arthropoda; Insecta; Hymenoptera; Formicidae.
GUUGGUUAAUUUCUUAUAGCUUAAGGCUUAAAUCACCUAUUGUAGACCGGGACUAAUCUAAACGAAUCCAACCUUACCUAACUUGAACCUGAUCUUUACUGAAUUGAACUUCAGAGACACGUGCAAUAUAGUAAGGAACGAUUGUUCAUUUCUGUAUAAAAUUUCAAAGUUGAAAUUAUCGUAUUUGUAGCUUAAUAAAGUGACCAAAAAUAUCAGUUAUAAUGGAUGAGAUGCUGAAAGACACGCGUUUCGCACACGUCGCGAGAGAUCCAAAAUUUCGUCGGAUUCCCAAGGCAGAGAGAAAAGUGAAAAUCGAUCAUCGAUUUAAAGGCAUGUUUACGGACAAAAAUUUUACUGUGAAGUAUACCAUUGAUAAACGUGGCAGACCUGUCAAUCAAACCACCACCGAAGAUCUCAGAAAGUUUUACGAUCUGUCUAGCAGUGAAGAUGAAGAUACACUUGGGUUAACUCCAGGCAAAAAAGAUAGUGAGAAGAAAGUAAAAGAUAUUAAGAAGGACAAAAAGAAAGCAGUGAAAAAAAUCGAAACGAAAAACGAUUCUACAAAAGAUUCUUCUAGAGAAAAGAAUGAAGAUGAUGAGAACAAAGAUGAUUUGAGUAAGGAAAAAUUAUCUGAAGUUAAAAUAAAAGAGGAGUCUUCUAGUGAUGAGUCUAAUAAUGAAUUCUCAGAUAGUGAGGAUAAGUCUAUUCAGAAAGGAUUUUCUCAAGCAGAACUAGACAAAAAUGACAAGCAACUACAUAAAAGGAGAAAAGAUGAAAAGGAUAGACUUACGAAUGAAAUCAAAGAGAAACUGAGAGAUCUUACUGUAAAUUAUGCCAGAGGAGAAGGUGUCUUGUUAACCGACAGUUCUUCGGAAGAAGACUCAUCUGAAAUUAGUGAUGAAGAAGAUAUUGAACAUAAUUGGGGUGAACUAGAUAAAGAAGCUGAAACAACAGAUGAGAUCACUCAUCGAUUAGCUAUUUGUAAUAUGGAUUGGGAUAGAAUACGUGCUGUAGAUUUAAUGAUUUUGUUAAAUUCAUUCUUGCCCAGUGGUGGACUUGUCCGUUCAGUUAAAAUUUAUCCAUCGGAAUUUGGUCUGCAACGAAUGAAGGAAGAAGAGAUUAAUGGCCCAACAGAAUUAAGAAAUAAAGCUGUUGAAAGUGAAGACGAAAUUGAAGAUGAUAAUGAAGAAGGUGCGAGAUAUCAUAUGGAAAAAUUGAGACAGUAUCAAUUAAAUCGAUUGAAAUAUUAUUAUGCCGUUGCCGAAUUUGAUUCAGCUGAAACAGCAAAUAAAGUAUACACAGAAUGCGAUGGUAUCGAAUAUGAAUCAACUGCAACUAGAGUAGAUCUUAGAUUCAUACCAGAUGAUAUGACAUUUGACCAGGAACCUAAAGAGAUAUGUACUGAGAUACCGGAACCUGUAAAAUAUCAACCAAGACAAUUUAUGACAACAGCUUUGCAACAAGUUAAAGUCCAGUUAACCUGGGAUGAGACAAAUCCAGAUAGACAAGAGUUCACGCAGAAACUAAAUUCGGGAAAAUUACAGGAUAUCGAUGAAAAUGAUCUGCAGACAUACUUAGCGAGUGGUAGCGAAGACGACUCGGAAGAAAAAAAAGAUAUAACUGAGAAAACUAGUGAUAAUUCAGAAUCAGAAGUAAAUAAUGAUCCCAUUGGAAAAUAUAAAUCAUUAUUAAAGUCUAUUGAAGAAGAAGAAGAAGCAAAAAAGAACAAGGACGUUGAAUUAGAAUUUACAUGGGGUUUAGGCACUAAAGAAAAAGCUGAGAAAUUAGUCAAAGAAAAAAUGAAAAAUAAGGAAGAACUUACGCCUUUUGAGCAAUAUCUAGAGAAACGCAAAGCGAAAAAGAAAGCCAAAAGAGAAGAAAGAAAGAAACUUAAAGAAGAAAAUCAAAAAAGCGAUUCGGAAGAUUCAGUGCCAUCUGAUGUAGAUAUGAAUGAUAAAUUUUUCGCAGAGGAAUUCAGAAAUGAUAAAUCCUGUGGUAAAAGAAAGAAAAAUAAUAAAACUAGUGACAUAGAUUCGUCGAAUAAGGAAGAAGAGAAUCAACGUAAAGCUGAAUUGGAGUUACUUUUAAUGGAUCAAGACGAGGAUGGCAAAAAGCAUUUCAAUAUGAAACAAAUCGAAGAAAAUGCGACUAUGUCGAAAUCUAAACAAAAACGUCUUAACAAAAAGAAAAAUGUACAAGAAGACAAUGCGAAAGAAGACGAUUUUGAAGUUAAUGUUAAAGAUCCAAGAUUCGCUGCUUUGUUUACAUCACAUCAUUUCAAUAUCGAUCCUGCAGAUCCUCAUUAUAGGAAGACAAAAGGCACAGAAGCUUUGGUUAACGAGAAGUUGAAGAGAAGAGCUGAUAAUGAAGUGCAUGAAGAAACCGAUAAGCAAUUUAAAAACCAAAAACAGAUGAAAAGUUAUCGACAGAAUUGCAAGCUUUAAUUAAAUCUGUUAAGAAUAAAACACAAAAUAUUGCACAGCCAAUAAAAAGAUAAAAUAAUUAUCCUACUUGUAUAAUAUUAAUUGUAAUAGUAAAAAGAUUAUAUUUUAUAUUAAA